AUGGGCCAGCAGAAAAAGACAACUCAGGUCGUCGACUCGGGUGAUGUCGAACCUCCCCAUCGUUCAGGGCAAGCUAACACUGGUGCUGGAGGAGCGAUUUCUCAGUUAAGGUGGGUAGGCAAUGCUAUCGCGAGUCCAGUCAAAGUGCUUAAGCUGAAUGCACCAAAUGACAUCAUCCCUCCUGAUGAAAUUGAAAAUGUGAUGGCUCCAUCAAACUUGAAGAAUCGGAAGAGGAAGAAAGGAACUUGUCCGAGCAAGCCAACAGUCGCACUGGAGACCUCAGACCCAACUGCUGCAGGUCCCACACCUGUUCUGCAUGUCGCAGAACAUGGAAGGUUCGGAUUGCAAGACUAUCCACUUCCCUCAGCAUAUGUCAGUUCAAAGCCGUUGCAAACUGAUCAAAUAGCCCAGGGAUCAUGCAAUCCUCCUCAGCCUGAUUUGACAUCUCAUGUCCAGCCCCCUACUCAUCCUGUCAAGCCAUCUGCUCAUCCUGUCAAGCCAUCUGCUCGUCCUGUCAAGCUGUCUGCUCGUCCUGUCAAGCUAUCUGCUCGUCCUGUCAAGCCUUCUGCCCGUCCUGUCAAGCCUCCUGCUCGUCCUGUGGAGCCUCCUGCUCGUCCUGAGCUAUUGACAAUACAGCAAGCCCUUCCAGGCGGUUCUGCUUCAUCUGCCUGCAAAAGUGCCUUUGUGGAUAGAAGUGACGACGAAACUGAACAGACUCGAACGGACAGGGAAAUGGAUGUCAAGGAAGAUUUCGACAUGGAGAAAAAUCGGGAUGCAAGCUUCGAGGGAGAUUUUGAUGUGGAAGAGAAUUGGGACGCUAGCUUCAAAGAAGAUGAUGAUGAGGAAGACGCUAACAUUGAAGAAGACGACAUCGAUGCCACUAUUGAUGGUGAAGAGCACAAGGAUUUGGACGGGGACUUAUAUGGUACGGUAACGGCUCCCAUGGACCAUGACCCAUUGGAUCAUACCAACCGUCGCCUGGGACAAGCAGGACAAUACCCCAAUAUCGACUACGAUCUGCUUCAGUGUCACCAUUCAAAUAACCAUCGGCCACGUUCUCCACCACCUUCAUAUCUGAUUGGUGUUAGUGGGCAACGAAGUAAUCUGCAUCCAAAGUCUAAACACCCUUGCAAAAACAAUCCCUCACCAGCUGAUGAUGGUUCGGACCGCGAUGACUACAAUGUCGAAUUUGAGUGUGACUCUGGUGUUCAGAGUUGCAGCACCAAGAAGAACAAGAAUGCGAAGGGCACCGCCAACCCAACCACACUCGGAUUCUUCCCUCCUCUUUGGGUCAGACUGCUUGACUUUGCGAAGGCCAAUUUUAGACAACACCUCGCCAACGUGGCCCCAUUUCCCCAACGUGAAUCAGCCAUUGACGACGGCGGAGUAUGCGGUAAAAUAAUUGCGGAAGCCAUUGUGGAUUGGCAAGAGCAGAAGCACCAACUCAAGAAAGGCUACUACCCAAAAUUCAAAGCAGAGAUGGCUAUCGUGAUUCAAAAUGUUCUCGACAUUUAUUCUAGGCAUGGCCAAGCAAACACCAAGCAAACCAAUAUCACAGAUUCGGAGGUCAUCUACAAAAAGAUUGCUAGCCUGUUUAAACGCGUUCAAGAUGACGAGUAUCAUGGUCCGAAGCUACGCAAGAUGCUCCAGUCUUGGGUGCAGACUGGCAUGAACAAGGUCACUGCGAGUGAUGAAGAUGGCGGUGGCGGUUCUGAGUGGGAGGUUGAUCUUGAUUAA
Suillus subalutaceus is the source of this 1737-nucleotide messenger RNA. RefSeq lists its product as uncharacterized. Bases 1 to 1737 code for a protein of 578 amino acids. Lineage: Eukaryota; Fungi; Basidiomycota; Agaricomycetes; Boletales; Suillaceae. The record is from RefSeq and is a predicted model, not a curated record. The transcript has 7 exons.